This is a messenger RNA of Penicillium waksmanii, 1320 nucleotides long. RefSeq lists its product as uncharacterized. The record is from RefSeq and is a predicted model, not a curated record. Gene Ontology annotation, biological process: carbohydrate metabolic process. NCBI's taxonomy places the organism in Eukaryota, Fungi, Ascomycota, Eurotiomycetes, Eurotiales, Aspergillaceae. The transcript is spliced from 5 exons. Gene Ontology annotation, molecular function: polygalacturonase activity. Bases 1 to 1320 code for a protein of 439 amino acids.
AUGAAGGUCCUUGCAAUUGCAGCUCUGUUUGCUGGGGCAGUCUCCGGCCUUGCCUCAAGCCAUAUAAUCCCAGGGGCGCAUCUUAUCCCGGUAAAGGAGACCGCUGCUCUCCGCAAGGUUGGAGCUCAUGGACAGAAAUACCCGAACCGCCGGACAGUCACUAUUCGUGCCUCGAAGAAUGAGAAGGAUGAUGUGUCGGCGGAUUUCCUUUGGGGUAUCAAGCAGGCCAACCAUGGUGGGCGUUUGCUGCUACAGAAGGGCAAGACGUAUAUGCUUGGAAAAAAGCUGGACUUGACCUUCUUGGAUAACGUCGAAGUGCAGCUGGAUGGUGAACUCAAGUUUACCGAUGAUAUCGACUACUGGCAAGCAAAUAACUUCUACUACUCCUUCCAGAAGUCGAUCACCUUUUGGAGAUGGGGUGGCAAGGACAUCAAGAUCUUCGGCAAAGGUACUCUGAACGGAAACGGCCAGGAGUGGUAUGAUGCGUUUGCUGGACUUGAGAUUUUGGACUCGACCAACACUUUCUACCGACCAAUUCUAUUCCUGACCGAGAAUGCGACGCGCCUCAGCGUUGAGGGCAUCACGCAACUCAACUCACCCUGCUGGACCAACUUCUUUGUGCAGAGCAAGGACAUUUCUUUCGAUAAUGUGUUCAUCAAUGCCUACUCCACCAACGCGUCCUCUUUGCCCAAAAACACCGACGGUUUCGAUUCGUUGAAUGUGGAUGGGCUCAGCGUGACAAACACCAGAAUCGAUAUCGGCGAUGACUGCUUUUCCCCAAAGCCUAACACUUCCAAUAUCUUCGUGCAAAAUUUGUGGUGCAACAACACCCACGGUGUCAGCAUGGGAAGCAUUGGACAGUACGCGGGUCAGAUGGAUUACAUCGAGAAUGCGCAUAUCGAGAACGUGACUCUGCUGAAUGGACAGAAUGGAGCCCGUCUCAAGGCAUGGGCUGGCCAAAACGUCGGAUACGGUCGCAUCAACAAUAUCACUUACCGUAACAUCCAUAUCGAGAACACCGAUGCUCCUGUCGUUAUGGAUCAGUGCUACUUUAACAUAAACGCCACCGAGUGUGCCGCCUACCCGUCCGCAGUUAACUUCACAAACAUCGUCUUUGACAAUAUUUACGGUACAUCCUCUGGUAAAAAUGGAAAGGUCGUCGUCGACUUGACCUGCUCGCCAAACGCUGUGUGCUCGGGUAUUCAACUCUCGAACAUUGACAUUACCAGCCCAGCCGGAGACCCACCAGAGAUUGUUUGUGAUGGGAUUCAGGGAGAUAUUGGGGUGGACUGCAUCUCGAGCAAUAGCACUAGCUCUUAG